This is a messenger RNA of Phytophthora megakarya, 3297 nucleotides long. Lineage: Eukaryota; Oomycota; Peronosporomycetes; Peronosporales; Peronosporaceae. The record is from the annotation of a GenBank genome assembly.
AUGCGGUAUAUGCCAGUGAGCGCUGAAGAACUCAACUUGGAACCCGCGGUUUAUAUUCUGGAAGGGAGUGAGCUUAUGUCUCAGUUGAAUGAUCAGUUGGUCAUGCUACCUGAUUUGGAGGAUCUCUCUCCUGAAUGUGAUAUCGAGGCUGCUGACGUUGGAGAACCUGAUGAGAGCACGGAAGUUCAGGAGAAGCAGUUGAAGGCCAUCCUGAAAAGACGCCAGAAGAUCUUCUUUGGUGAUGGAAAUGCUGCCCCGCCUCCGGCGAGGGGCGCCAUCUGCGAUUUAGAUGUGGGGGAUGCCAAGCCAGUAGCACAACGACCCCGAUCGGUCGGUCCACAUUUGGCAAUCAAGAUAUACAAGUUAUUGAAGAAGCUUCUGGAAGCUACACCGAUUGAACAUCCUGAAUCGCCAUGGGCAUCCCCAAUUGUGAUCGUACUCAAGAAGAAUGGAGUGGAUAUUCGAAUGUGCAUCGACUAUCGAGUCGUGAACAGCUUCAUUCACUUGUCGAACUAUCCACUACCGUUGAUUGAUGAUCUCAUCACCGGUUUCGAAGGAAUGAUUUGGUUCAUGAGUCUUGAUAUGGCGAGUGGAUUCUGGGCACUCCGAAUGUCCGAGAGGGCCAAACUGAUCUCGGCAUUUACGUACCCAUUCGGGCAUUUCCAAUGGGUACGUAUGCCAUUCGGGUUGAAAAAUGUCCCACUAAUUUACCAACAGAUGAUCAACAAUUGCCUGUGGGGAUUUGUGCGGCUACCACCCGAAGAAGAAGCACUUGUGGAUCAGGAUGUGCUAGACUACUUGAAGUUGGACCCUCAGUCGCCUAGUGAUGAAAUUGAUGUGGAACGCAGCAUGACACCGCUAGUGGAACAAAUGACGGAUUUCAGACGUAACAUUCCCGCGCCAUCCCAAAUGGGGCCAGCCUUGGGGCGCAGUUCGUAUAUUGAUGACAUUGCGCAUGGGGCGGCCACGUUGGAUCAACUAUGCGGUGAUCUAGAUGCGUUGCUUUAUCGGUUACGAUAUUGGAGUAUCUCAUUUGCCCAAGAGCGAAUUCGGGAAGCGUGUCAUACCAUUUAUCUCUCUCAUGAGAUUGGUGCUGAAGGGAUACGUGCCACCCCUAAGAUCGUAAAAGGCAUUCAGGAGCUAGCAUUUCCGUCUACCCUGAAAGGAGUCCAGUCAUUUCUAGGCAGGCUGAAUUACUACCACAAAUUCAUUGAAGAUUAUGCCGUGGUAGCUGCCUCACUCUAUGAGUUGACAGAUGAUCAAGUGCGCGCAGGACGAGACUUGUCUCGAGCGAAGGAAUCCUUUGAGAUCCUGAAGAGGAAGAUCACAUCCGGACCGAAUGAAACUUUUCGUGAUCAUGCCUCAUGCGAAUCAUUGGCAGCUUGCGCAGUUCUGGGACAGAUGCAUGACAGACUUGUUCAGCCUUUUCGAUUCACGGGGCGCGUCCUGAAUGACGCCGAGCUUAAGUAUCAUUUCGCUGAGAAAGAAGUUCUCGCUGUGAUGCGAGUUUUCCAUGUGUUCAAGAACCUGAUCGAAGGAUUCAUCAACUCUAAGACCACUGAAGGUCGUUUGGUGCCAUGGGGAGUCGCUCUCUCGCAGUACGACUUGGAAAUCCGGAAGGUAUGUCGAGAUGAGGAUGGCCUAGCCGCCAUUAUGGGUGCAAGUAUCACUCCCAGGGAGCACUUGGACAAAGUCGCCGAAGUACUCAUUCCAGCCAAGGGGCGCGUAAAACCGCCUCCAGUCUGUCGAAAUGCUCUCAGAAGAGUCCUGAGUUUCGAUGGUGCGGCCAAAACUUCCACGAGGACGGGCAGUUGCGGAUGCAUUCUGUGGCAUCUACCUGACUGGAAAGUUGUGGAUGCUCGAGGAUACAUCCUGGAUGGAGUCACCGUCAACGACGCGGAAUAUUUCGGAUUGCUUAAAGGACUUGCAAUGGCUUUGGAAAGAGGGAUUCAAGAUAUAGUUGUUGUGGGUGACUCGAGAAUUGUGAUUCAACAAGUCCAAGGCCUGAUUAAUUGCAACCAGCCUAAUCUCCAAAGAAGGCUAGCUGAAUGUGAAACUCUGGAGAAGCGUUUCCAGACGGUCCGAUUGGUACACAUGAAGCGCGAGUUCAACGAGGACGCUGAUUACCUGACUUCGAAGACUCUUGUCCAAGGUGAAUCGUGGACUGUUCAGGAUGACCUCGAGAAACGACACCUGGAAGUAAUUCGCGAGCAGUUGGUGAAGCCGUCGGAAGGCACUAACACUCGAAUUCACUGUGGAGAGCCCAUAAACGACUCUGGUAAAGAAGAUGGCGUUUCAGGAACGAGACAUGGUCCUGGCCCUGAAUGUGCACCUCUAUCUUCUGCCGCCCGAGUCAUGGCUGUACUCACGAGAUCGCGGGCUCAAGAAGUUGAUGACGACGAAGUUCCGCCCAUUGGACCACUAGAAUUCCAGGCCGAACGUUGGAGACGGAUCAAGGUUCAUCAAGAGAGUGAUGAGUGUCUAGCAGAGAUCAGGGCGUUCCUAAAUGACGACCUGGACAGGUUCUCAUCCGCACGUCUGAAGAAGAUCGGUAAGGUCGCAGACUUGUUCGUCCUGGAUGAUCGAGGAAUAAUCUGGACUGGUAGUCUCGAGCUCACUUCGGGAAGACAUGUUGCACCAAUGCGCAUGAAGAUUUUCAAGGCGGACAUCAAGGGAUCACCCGGACUCAUGAAAAGCUACGUACUGAAUUCUACUGGCCCGGCAAUUAUGUGGACGUCCAACGUUUUUGGAAAAGGAGCUCACCCGAAUGCUGGACCUUCGUCAGGGAAUAUUGAACCACAGUACCCAUUUGAGGCGGUUUCUAUGGAUUUCGUCGUGAUUGCGACAUUCGACGUGCGGCAGAAGAUCACAGCCGCCAAGAUCAAGUUCUUCGGGUUACAACGUCAGAUUGAAGACUAUUGCUCAAUCAAUCGGCGACUUGAGGACCGGCUCCGGGGUGGAACAUUCAAGGUUAGUCGCGUGAUGAACUUCCUAAACCGCCACAACGCUUGGAUCAAUGCGGCUGAUGAAUUCGACGCCGACCCGGGCGCUUACAAGUACGAAGUGGAGAGUCACGAUGAGGAAUCUAAGGUUCCUGAGGUACCCAAGCCCCAGAUCACCCUGAAGGUUUCCACGGUGGACCUCACGGAACCAUCCUCUACUGAGUCUACCCCAGUUAAGAUUCAACGGAAGUUGUUCGGUGGGUCUAAGCCCAAGGCUCUCACGGAUUUCCAGCUUCGGUUCAGUACUUACACCGCGAGCACGACUGACACCCUGGAUCCCACGACGGCCAAAUAG